AUGACCACUGAUACAGAAUUUUGGGGUUCUAUGGAUGACAUUGCCAGCAGUAACAAAGACAGAUGUCAGCUCUUCAAACCCAGUCUGAUCUCUUGGUUGGAAAAAGCAGAAUUGAGGACUGCACAGAGAGUUCUUCAUGGUGACUUUUUAACUUCAGAAUGGAAAGGGCAACUUAAAGCUAAAGAGUUGGCACCUCAGCAGGAUUUUUUGUGGGGACCAGCCUCCAGUGGGAUACUAGUGGCAGGAAGCCACAAUGGAGGUGAGCUCAGCAACUCUAAGCAAUGUAGAGACAUCUUCAGUGAACACUCAUGCCUUGAAACACAAACAAGAACUCAAAAUAAUGAAAAUACAUCUGAAUGUAAUAAGUAUGGAUUAGACUUAAUUACUCUGCAUAAGAAAACCUCUACUGGAGAGAAACUUUCUGUGUUGAAUCAAAGUGAAAAAGCCUUCAGCCUUACCCCAAAUGUCUUCACACAAGACAAAUCUUUUGCAUGCAGUGACUAUGGGAAAUCCUUUAUUAAUCAGUCAUACCUUCAGGCAAAGAAGGGAACUAACAAUGGAGAAAAAUUUCAUGAAUGGAAGGAAUGUGGAAUUUACUCCACAAACUUUGCUGUGCAUAUGCAAAAUCACAAUUCAGAAAAACCUUACAAAUGUAUGGAAUGUGGAAAAGGCUUUAGAUAUUUUGCAUAUCUUAGUAUUCACCUGGGAGCUCACACUGGAGACAACUCCUACGAAUGUGAGGAAUGUGGGAAAGCCUUCACUAAGACUUGUCAACUUACUCAGCAUAGAAAAUCUCACACUGGAGAGAAGCCUUAUAAAUGUGAGGAAUGUGGGAAAGCUUUCACUGUUUCCUCAUGCUUAAGUCAACAUAUGAUAAUUCACAUGUGGGAGAAUCCAUAUGAAUGUAAGGAGUGUGGGACAGUUUUCACUAAGUCUUCUCAACUUUCAGAACAUAUAAAAACUCAUAUUGCAGAGAAUCCCUUUGAAUGUAAAGUGUGUGGGAAAUCCUUUAGAAAUUUCUCAUGCCUUAAUGAUCACUAUCGAAUUCACACUGGAAUAAAACCCUGUAAGUGUAAGGACUGUGGGAAAGCUUUCACUCAGAACUCAGACCUUACUAAACAUGUACUAACUCACAAUGGAGAGAAGCCUUAUGAAUGUAAGGAAUGUGGGAAAGCCUUUGCUAUAUCCUCUCGCCUUAGUGAACAUAUAAGAACUCAUACUGGAGAGAAGCUUUUUGAAUGUGUCAAAUGUGGGAAAGCAUUUGCAGUUUCCUCGAAUCUUAGUGGACAUUUGAGAAUUCACACUGGAGAGAACCCCUUUGAGUGCCUAGAAAGUGGGAAAGCAUUUACACAUUCCUCCAGUCUUAAUAAUCACAUGCAGACUCACAGGGCUAAAAAGCCACACACAUGUAUGGAAUGUGGCAAAGCCUUCAAGUUUCCCACAUGUGUUAACCUUAUGCGAAUCCACACUGGAGAAAAACCCUAUGAAUGCAAGCAAUGUGGGAAAUCCUUCAGUUAUUCCAAUUCAUUUCAAUUGCAUGAAAGGACUCACACUGGGGAGAAACCUUAGGAAUGUAAGGAGUGUGGGAAAGCCUUCAGUUCUUCAAGUUCCUUUCGAAAUCAUGAAAGAAGGCAUGUAGAUGAGAAACUAUCAGUGUAAAGAGUGUGGGAAAGGACAGUGGCAGUCACCGGGCAGCCGAGUCUGGGUGCAGCGACCGGAGCGCGGCGCAGGGAGCACGAGCGGCGCAGGCGGUGUCGGUGGCGGUGCCCGGUGCCCGCGUUUCGGAAGCUUGGCACAGCACAGUAGCCUUCGGCGGUGGCACU
Nycticebus coucang (slow loris) is the source of this 1823-nucleotide messenger RNA. RefSeq names its product zinc finger protein 266-like. Gene Ontology annotation, biological process: regulation of DNA-templated transcription. The record is from RefSeq and is a predicted model, not a curated record. Lineage: Eukaryota; Metazoa; Chordata; Mammalia; Primates; Lorisidae. Gene Ontology annotation, molecular function: RNA polymerase II cis-regulatory region sequence-specific DNA binding; DNA-binding transcription factor activity, RNA polymerase II-specific.